Messenger RNA from Linum trigynum, 5909 nucleotides. The record is from the annotation of a GenBank genome assembly. Lineage: Eukaryota; Viridiplantae; Streptophyta; Magnoliopsida; Malpighiales; Linaceae.
UAGGGGCUGCUUCUCGGUGGCUGAGGUGGCAAAACUCUGAUAUGCACUCCUCUCUCUAUAUAUGUUUUUUAUCAAUAUUUUUCAUUCUUAAAGUGUUAUCCCUACAUUUCAUUGUAAAAGGUAAAAUUUACUAGUAUUUUUUUCGAACAACAUGUAAGAGUGGGUCGACCCGUCCCGCCUCAUACCUGCUCGGGUUUUACCCGUCCCGACCCGUAGUAGCAUGGAGCUGGGCAUGAGAAUUGAGAUACCAGCCCCACCCCAUUGUCAUCACUAGGAGCUCUGGGAUGAUGAUCCAUGAAGCCACGUAUACACUAAUCUGAGAUGGGCUCAAACUCGUUAUCCAUUUCAUCUAAGUCCAGUCCAAGUGUACUCCAGGCCCAAAACACAUUGUUGAAAUCAGUGUAGAUUGUGUUUGAUUAUUAAAUAUCAAAAUUUUCUUUUUCAAGAAAACAACCACAUGCAUUUGCCAAUUAUGUCCAAUCCAAGUGAAUUAUUAAACUAUAGAUAAUUCAAGAUGGGAUUCCCAGGUGAAGAUCAAAUCUUGCCCUUGAUCUGUGGGGAAACCCCCACAUUAUUUAAAGAAGAAAAGCCCUCUAUGAGAGACUUUAAUCUAACAUGUGAAAAUUGAAAUUAUCCUUUCCCAAACACAUCCUAGGAUUUCUUUAUAAAUCCAAUGUAGUAGAUAGUAUCAUAUUGAAAUUAGCCUUUCCCAAACACAUCCUAGGAUUUCUUUAUAAAUCCAAUGUAGUAGAUCGUAUUCACUAUGAAGUUAUUUAGUAUCGCAGUUAUUAUCGUUUGAUGUUCUGAUUACACUAUUCGAUUUCACACACUUUUUGGCGGAAUCUACGUGCUAACUAAUCAUUUGCCUAGUGUAUUACCUUUUUUUAGUAGAAUCCCUAGUAUUUUGUAUGGGAGACAAAGACGCUACGAAAUUAUAACGUAGAUGUAAUAGAAAAAGGUGUUAGUGUUGUGGUAUAUGAUCCAUGAUUGAACUUCUCCCAACAUCUUAGUUCUUGGGAUCAACUGGGUUUUGACAUGGUACAAAGCUUUCUGUAACUGAGAGGUCGAAUCUAUGUAACAAAAAAUCGACCGAAAGGACUUAUGUUCGAUUCCCAGUAACCCUAUUUGAUAAGCACACACCUGUACAAACUCCAACUAAAAAUCUUUUGACGUAGCAAUCUCUGUAACAAAAAAUCAGGAAAAAGGUCAAAAGCUGCCUCCAUCUACUUUGUCAUCUUCUUCAGUCUUCACUUUCAAAGUCUCAAAGAAGAAGAAAAAAACGUUUCUCCAUCUUCAGAGAUUUCCUUUACCGCCCAUGUCUCUCUCUCUCUCCCUCUUACCACUGCAGUGGGCCCUCCUCCGCCAUUGUCCUUCUCCUCCCGGAAGGUUCAGCAAACAAAAGAGAGAAAAAGCUUAACUCAUCCAUUUUUUAAUGGGGCUGGCAAACAGUUGGAUUCAACUCUCUCUGCUGCUUUCUUCCGCCAUUGGUAUUUAAUGGCUGCCCCUGCAAUCGUUUCAUGUGUUUGUCCUGUCGCCCUUGCUGGGUUCGUUCACAUGUCCUAAGAUCUGCAGUCUCUCACUGCCUGGAUCCAUUAUUUUAGUAUACUUACUCUGAUUUGCCGCCCCGGGUCGGGGGCUUUAUUAUCAAACACUUCAAAAGCUCGUUUCUUUCCUACUCGAACUCGCCCAAGUUCGCAAAUGGGGAAGCUCUUCUGCUCUUCCUGCUGCCUUCUCUUCUUCUUAUUGCUCUGCUUCGAACUGGGUUUGGCGGGGAACGUGACGUACGAUGCCCGCUCUCUCAUUGUCGACGGCCAGCGGAAGCUUCUCAUCUCUGCUUCCAUUCAUUACCCGCGCAGUGUUCCCGCGAUGUGGCCGGGGCUAGUGCAGACGGCGAAGGAAGGAGGAGUGGAUGUGAUUGAGACGUAUGUUUUCUGGAAUGGCCAUGAGAUUGCUCCUUCAGUUUACAAUUUUGAAGGAAGAUUUGACCUGGUCAAAUUUGUGAAGACUGUUCAGCAGGCUGGAAUGUACUGUAUUCUUCGUAUCGGCCCUUUCGUUGCAGCUGAAUGGAAUUAUGGAGGUGUGCCUGUUUGGUUGCACUACAUACCUGGAACUGUCUUCAGAACAGAUAAUGAGAACUUCAAGUUUUAUAUGCAGAGAUUCAUGACCUACAUUGUGGAUCUCAUGAAGAAAGAGAAGCUUUUUGCUUCUCAGGGAGGUCCUAUCAUCUUGUCUCAGGUGGAAAAUGAAUAUGGAUAUUAUGAGCAAGGCUAUGGAGAAGGUGGGAAGAGAUAUGCCCAGUGGGCAGCUAAAAUGGCUGUUGCUCAAAAUACUGGCGUUCCCUGGAUAAUGUGCCAGCAGUAUGAUGCUCCUGACCCUGUGAUUGAUACCUGUAAUGGGUUUUACUGCGAUGCAUUCAAACCUACUGCUCCACACAGGCCGAAGAUUUGGACCGAGAAUUGGCCUGGAUGGUUUCAGUUAUUUGGGGCCCCUAAUCCUCACAGGCCAGCUGAAGAUGUUUCUUUCGCUGUUGCUCGAUUCUUCCAGAAAGGUGGCACUGUGAAUAAUUACUACAUGUACCAUGGAGGAACAAAUUUUGGUCGCACUGCUGGUGGACCAUUUAUUACCACCAGCUAUGAUUAUGAAGCCCCAAUCGACGAGUAUGGUUUACCUAAUCUUCCGAAAUGGGGACACCUUAAAGAACUCCACAGAGCUAUAAAACUAUGUGAGAACUUGUUGCUAACCAGCAACCCGGUCAACAUCUCCCUAGGCCCUUCUCAAGAGGCUGAUGUUUAUGCUGAUGCAUCGGGGGGUUGUGCUGCCUUUCUAGCUAACACAGAUGAUAAAAAUGACGUGACUGUCACAUUCAGGAAUGCAUCAUACCACUUACCGGCCUGGUCAGUCAGCAUUCUUCCUGACUGCAAGACAGAAGUAUACAAUUCUGCAAAGGUAACAUCCCAGGCCUCUGUGGUUGAAAUGGUUCCAGAGGACUUGAAGCCCUCAGUACAGUCUUCAAAGGACUCCAAAACCCUUAACUGGGAAGUGUUUGUGGAGAAAGCCGGUAUUUGGGCAGAAGCUGACCUUGUUAAAAGCAGCUUGGAGGAUCACGUCAACAUUACAAAAGAUGCCAGUGACUACCUCUGGUACACAACAAGCAUUACUGUCAGUGAAGAUGAAAAGUUCUUAAAGCAAGGACGGUCUCCAGUUCUAAUGAUUGACUCAAAGGGUCAUGCUGUCCAUGUCUUUGUCAAUGGGCAACUUCAAGGUAGCGCAUCUGGCAAUGGCACAGUUUUCCCUUUCAAGUAUAAGAAACCUAUAGCUCUCAAGGCAGGGAAGAACGAAAUUUCUCUGCUGGGAAUUACUGUUGGCUUACCGACUGCUGGUCCUCGAUACGAAUGGAUCCCAGCUGGACUUACAAGCGUUGUGAUCAAGGGGCUUAACAAUGGACCAGUAGACUUGUCAAAGAACACUUGGACUUAUAAGAUUGGUCUUGAAGGAGAAAAGCUUGCUAUAUAUACACCAGGUGGUAUGAAUCGCGUAAAUUGGGUUGCAACUCCAAAAGUGCCUAAAAUGCAGCCUUUGACUUGGUACAAGACCAUCGUGGAUCCACCAACUGGAGAUGAGCCUGUAGGACUAGACAUGCUGUACAUGGGGAAAGGUCUUGCUUGGUUGAAUGGAGAAGAAAUAGGCAGAUACUGGCCGAGGAAAAGCCCUAAAAAUGGCAAAUGUGUUGAACAAUGUGAUUACAGGGGCAAGUUCAUGCCGGAUAAGUGUCUCACCGGAUGCGGGAAACCCACACAACGAUGGUACCACGUCCCUCGGUCAUGGUUCAAGCCGUCUGGCAACACUCUGGUGAUCUUUGAAGAGCGAGGAGGUGAGCCCACAAAGAUCAAGUUUUCGAAACGAAGAACCUCUGCAGUAUGUGCCUCCACCAGUGAGGAUUACCCCUCUGCCACCCUCCAUCUCAAGUGCCCAGAAGACACCCACAUCUCGAAGGUGAAAUUCGCCAGCUAUGGAACUCCGAGGGGAGCCUGUGGAUCGUACCAGAUGGGAGACUGCCAUGAUCCCAACUCCGUUUCAGCUGUCGAAAAGGAAUGUGCGAAGAGAAACGAGUGCAAGUUCCAAGUAUCUGCACAAAAGUUCAGCAGCAAAGGGAAUUGCUCAGCUGGGAGAAUGAAGCUUGCUGUGGAGGUAAUCUGCAGCAGCUGAUCAUGAAGCUGAGAAUUUUCAACGGUUUAGUGUAGUGGUGAUGAUGAAGCUAGGAAGUGGAGGAAUGGAGAUGAAUGAAAGCCUACGUUUUAUUUUUCACUACGAGAAGCUGUAAGGCUACCCUGAGGUAAAGCCAGGAAUUCACAAGUUUUGUUUGUUAGGGGAAAAAGAAAAGAGCAGGAGAGCAAUGUAGGAGGAAGAAACCAUUGAUUUUUACCCCCAAAUGUUUGUUAUCAUCCACCAACAGCAACAUGCCGAUGGAAUACUGGCAAAAAGCACGAAUUGCCUCGCAAAAUCUAAAAAAUAGAGGUAAAACGUGGAAUUUAUGAUGGGUAAUAAGUUAGAAUAUAAGAAAAAUUCAAGUUCUUAUUCAAAAUAUAAAUAAUGAGCAAACGAGGGCUAGCCUAGUUGGUGAGUGCGCACACUUUGCAUUGUAAGGUUGUGUAUUUGAUUUCUUAGUGAUGACACUUCCUCUUUCCCUCUAGUAGUACUAUCUUGUAAUAGGUUAUUAUAAAUAAAAAUAAUUUGUUAUUUUUCUAUUAAAGUGAUGUAGCUCACAAUAUAUCUAGGAAAACAUAUUCCAAAGAUGUCAUUUUGAAGUAUAGAUUCAAUAUCGGGUGGGUGUGGUUCACAUAGUUAUGCAUACAAAAAGAAAAUAUGAUAAAUUGUGCUUCGAUAGUCAUUUGGUUGCCCUUUCAUUUUUCGGUUUGUACGAGUGAAACGUGUUAAACCAUUUCUCAGUCAAUUUCAUUCCUUAGAAUAAUAGAUGAAGAGUGACACAAGAGUGAAAUAGAUUUAUUAUUUUCUCGAGAAGAUGAAACGAGGGAUGGGAGAUCGUCCUAAUCCUACCCACUAAAGAGAGAACUUGAUUCGCUGAUUGGUUGGUGCUACCUAGUCGUUGAUUCGAAGUCUUCCAAGUUGUUCUAUAACUACAUUGAAACCAAUUUGUUUUUCUCCGAGUUUAGUUGGGUUUGGAGCCGCAAAGAUUAUUAUAUUUCUAUAACGAAAUUUAAGAUGAUAUUGCAUGUCAGAUCGAUAUCUUUACAUGUGACUGCACUAUUCCUCCUAUUUUUUGGGAACGAUCACAUGAUAUCAAUCGAUCACGUAGAUCUCUAUUAUUAUUAUUAUGAUUUGGAUUUAUCUGUGUUCUAAUCCAUGUUCAUCUUAAUCAUUGUACGCUUUUUGCAAUUGAUGAUAAAAACGACAAAAAAUGUGAAUCACAAUCCGCCUCACAAUCGACAAGAAUAAUAAUUAUACAAUGAUUGUAAAUGUGCAUACCACAUUAACUCUAUUGUCGUUAUAUAUUUGAUUUUGGAUCGAUCUGUACUAUAAUUUCAUGCUCAUCUUGAUCAUCAUUCGUCUUCCGCAUUUGAUAAUAAAAUGAUAAAAAUGCGUAUCACAAUUACCCGGCGAGCGAUAAGAAUGAUAACUAUACAAUGAUUGUAAAUGUACAUACCACAUUGGCUGUUGGCACAUUCACUAUGGUAUGAAACUUUAAGUUGACAUUUCAGAGUGGGUAGAUUCUGUUCCAACCUACAAAUUAAGUCAUAAAUGAAAUGUAAGGCGUUUUCUUGUCAGUUUGUUUCCAUAGCUUUUUUGCAUGAAACUACACUGCCAUUUGUAAGAAAUAAUUAUGACCAGAUUCUCACCAUGCACUAUUUUUAGUCAUUCACAUUUAUGAACAGUAAAUUUUCUGAUCCAAG